AUGAAUAUCAAGACACCUCUAAGUCCUCCUAGGUCUAAUAAAAUACUCAACCAAAUACAGCAGCAUAGUCAACUGAUUGCUCACCUAUCAAAAGAACACAAACCUCCUGCUGAUUUCAGUUUCAGAAAUGAUACAUUCAAAAAAACAUCAUCAUCUCCUUAUAAAGUGGAAGUUAAAAAAUCAGAAGUCACAAAAAACAUUUUAAUGAAUUUUCCAACUUAUCCUAAAAAUAGCUCAAAAUGUACCAGUUCCUUGCAGAUGAACUCAUCUGAUUAUGUGGGCCACUCAAACCCGUUAUUUCAUGAAAAUGACAAAAGUGAUGGUACAUUGGAACCUACUAAAGAGAUUGCUGUUACCUCAAAUUCUGAAAAGGUGUUUGCUGAAUUAGUUCAGUUGGAAUCUGUUCUGCUCUCGUCUGUCACAAGUAAUGCCAUAACAAACAAGUCAGAAACUGGUUCAUCAAAUGAGUCCCAACGUAAUUGUUCAACUCCAGAUAAAUCAUUGUCUUGCGUUUCAACUAAAUCCACCAACACAGAUUCUGUUAAUAAUGAAAAUGAUUCAAAAUCUAUGACUCUCCAUAAUAUGACUUCAGAUGGUAUAAAGGAAACAAAGCACAUUUCUCAUAGAUCUACUAGCACUGAUGUCACAAAGAAAACAAAAUGUGCUGAAAUUGAUGCAAGUUGUAACAGUAAAAUAUCUCAUGUCAGUUCUGCUGCAGCAACAACUGCAGAUGUUUUGUACUGGAGGAACAAGUGUUUUGAACUGGAGAACAUUUUAAAAGGAUACCAAGAGAAGGCUGCAAUGGUCAGGAGACUUUUCAACCAAAAGAUGCAACAAAAUGAAACAAAACUUCAAGAGAUUCUAAGCAGAGCUCAGCAGGCAGAACAUGAGAUUUCAUCACUUAAUAGCACCUAUAAAGAGUAA
This is a messenger RNA of Helobdella robusta, 924 nucleotides long. RefSeq lists its product as hypothetical. The record is from RefSeq and is a predicted model, not a curated record. NCBI's taxonomy places the organism in Eukaryota, Metazoa, Annelida, Clitellata, Rhynchobdellida, Glossiphoniidae. The transcript is spliced from 3 exons. Bases 1 to 924 code for a protein of 307 amino acids.